AUGCUUGACUAUACGCAGCGGAUCCAGGCGAUUCGAGACGGUGUAGGCAAGCAGGACUCACGGCAGCUCCUGGACGAAAUAUCGGCUCUCAUAGCAGAUGUACGAAAUAACCGGGAUAAAAUACCGGCACACGAUUUAGAAAAGUACGAGAAGGAAUUGAGUCUAUGGAGUGAGAAAUGCCGAGAGAAACCGAAAAAGUUUGCGUUCAAAUCCAAGCUAGCCAGGCCUGCUGCAAACGCCCAAGUCAGUCAGGCCCCGGAACAAACUCAAACCCCGCGGCAAUCUCGCAAAGUUGUAGAGCCUGCCAACGACCUCGACCACUGCAUUGUCAUGUGCGACGUCCCGCAGAAAACGCUGCAUCUGUCGAAAAUUUCCAAUUCGGUGAUUUUUCUCCAGGUCGACGGCCCGCUGUACUUGACAAACAUCGAAAACACAACCAUUGUUGCCCAGUGCCAUCAAUUCCGUAUGCACAAGAGCACAGAGUGCGAUGUGUUUCUGGGAACCAAGCGACCCAUCAUUGAAGAUUGCCGGGCAAUUCGGUUUGGACCGGCUUACUUCGGCUCUCCCUGGGACGAAAUCGACGACUUCAACUGGAUUCGCGAAACCCAAAGUAUCAACUGGUCCCGCAUAGACACGCUGCCUGAUUUUGAGUGGAUUGAUACCCCGGAAGGGCGUGCAAAAUGGCUAGAAAAAUAA
This is a messenger RNA of Wickerhamiella sorbophila, 696 nucleotides long. Its product is annotated as Tubulin-specific chaperone C. NCBI's taxonomy places the organism in Eukaryota, Fungi, Ascomycota, Dipodascomycetes, Dipodascales, Trichomonascaceae. The transcript has a single exon. Gene Ontology annotation, cellular component: cytoplasm. The coding region runs from base 1 to 696 and encodes 231 amino acids. The record is from RefSeq and is a predicted model, not a curated record. Gene Ontology annotation, biological process: post-chaperonin tubulin folding pathway; tubulin complex assembly.